Enhydra lutris kenyoni (northern sea otter) is the source of this 1745-nucleotide messenger RNA. RefSeq names its product branched chain keto acid dehydrogenase E1, alpha polypeptide (gene BCKDHA). Gene Ontology annotation, molecular function: oxidoreductase activity, acting on the aldehyde or oxo group of donors, disulfide as acceptor. Lineage: Eukaryota; Metazoa; Chordata; Mammalia; Carnivora; Mustelidae. The coding region runs from base 97 to 1413 and encodes 438 amino acids. The record is from RefSeq and is a predicted model, not a curated record. The transcript has 9 exons. Gene Ontology annotation, biological process: branched-chain amino acid catabolic process.
GUAUCUGAGCCCCGUGCAGCAAAGCUCCUAAAGACACACCUCUAAUUUGCUUUUUCUUCUCCGCCCCCACCGGAGCAGCUCUUGACAGCAUCAUGGAUGACAUACGUCCAGACCAUCCAGCCACAGCUCUGGAGGACGGAUGCAGCUGGUGGGCCCUUACAACACUUCUCCAGGCCCCAGCUCCCCCAGAGACAGGAGCAGCAGCACUUCCCGUCCCUGGAUGACAAGCCUCAGUUCCCGGGGGCCUCGGCGGAGUUCAUAGACAAGCUAGAAUUCAUCCAGCCCAAUGUCAUCUCUGGGAUCCCCGUCUACCGCGUCAUGGACCGGCAGGGCCAGAUCAUCAACCCCAGCGAGGAUCCCCACCUGCCCCAGGAGAAGGUGCUCAAGCUGUACAGGAGCAUGACUCUGCUCAACACCAUGGACCGCAUCCUCUACGAGUCCCAGCGCCAGGGCCGGAUCUCCUUCUACAUGACCAACUAUGGCGAGGAGGGGACGCAUGUGGGGAGCGCAGCGGCGCUAGACAACACGGAUCUGGUGUUUGGCCAGUACCGGGAGGCAGGUGUGCUCAUGUACCGGGACUACCCCCUGGAGCUGUUCAUGGCCCAGUGCUACGGCAACGUGAGCGACCUGGGCAAGGGUCGCCAGAUGCCCGUGCACUACGGCUGCAGGGAGCGCCACUUCGUCACCAUCUCGUCUCCACUGGCCACGCAGAUCCCGCAGGCGGUGGGGGCGGCCUAUGCGGCCAAGCGGGCCAACGCCAACAGGGUUGUCAUCUGCUACUUUGGGGAAGGGGCCGCCAGUGAGGGGGACGCACACGCCGGCUUCAACUUUGCUGCUACCCUCGAGUGCCCAAUCAUCUUCUUCUGCCGGAACAAUGGCUAUGCCAUCUCCACGCCCACCUCAGAGCAGUACCGCGGGGAUGGCAUUGCUGCCCGAGGCCCGGGCUAUGGCAUCCUGUCCAUCCGUGUGGACGGCAAUGAUGUGUUUGCUGUGUACAACGCCACCAAGGAGGCCCGGCGGCGGGCUGUGGCUGAGAACCAGCCCUUCCUCAUCGAGGCCAUGACCUACAGGAUCGGGCACCACAGCACUAGUGAUGACAGCUCGGCCUACCGCUCGGUAGAUGAGGUCAACUACUGGGACAAGCAGGACCACCCCAUCUCCCGGCUGCGCCACUACCUGCAGAGCCGGGGCUGGUGGGAUGACGAACAGGAGAAGGCCUGGAGGAAGCAGUCCCGCAAGAAGGUGAUGGAGGCCUUCGAGCAGGCGGAGCGGAAGCCAAAGCCCAGCCCCAGCCUGCUCUUCUCCGACGUGUACCAGGAGAUGCCCGCCCAGCUCCGCAAGCAGCAGGAGGCCCUGGCCCGGCACCUCCAGACCUACGGGGAGCACUACCCUCUGGACCACUUUGAGAAGUGAGGCCUGCUCAUCCCCGACCCCCACCUCAACCACCCCGAGGGGCAGCCCCACUCAGGGGCCCAGGGAGCAGUGGGGCACCACCCUCCCGCAGUCUGCUCCCUCCACACUACUGGGGCCAGGGCUCCAGCCCCCAUCCCCACUCCUCCAGGCUGUUACCUGGUGGGGCUUGGUCAACCCCUCCUCGCCUGUUACAGUGCCUUCUCCCAGGGAGCUGGGCCGGGGCGCCUCCAGGACUAGAAGCCCCUCUGGGUGGGCGUGGUGGGUCAGCCUGUGAAGUCACUCCCUCAGUGAGAAGGGGUCAGCAGGUGGCCAAUAAACUCUCUUGGCUUGUA